AAAAGAAGGUGUGCACCGGCAUCUCUUGGAAUACUUGGGUCAUCAUGCCUAAGGCGCUUGAGUGGGUUUGUGAUCCCGUUUGGGCUGCUACUAUCAAGCAACUUCAAGUGAUAGCCACAGUGCUGUGGGGCUGUUGCACAUAUCUCCGAGCUCAGCUGGUACAGCUUCCUCAAGGUUUGACGAUGCUGUAUCGGAUUAGCCAUCAUGCAGGGCUGUGCAGAUACCGUACUUUUCUCGCAUUGUUGGCGAAUCUCAUCAAGCAGAAUUAUCCGACAUGCUCGAAGGUUAUUCCAGUUAUAAGCGAUCCAUAGGUCUGGGUAGACAUGGAAGUCCUCUCCAAAGACCAACUCUGACUUCACUAACAGAUUAAAACUCUCAAAUUGCCAAGAGGAUGAAAAGGUGUCUGCUAAUGAAGCCAGCUCGCUGUCAAGUGCCUGCGCGGCGAUGAUUAUGCUCUGUGAAUCUUGUGUCCUUCCCGAUCGCAGGUCAGCACGAAACUCGGUCACC
This is a messenger RNA of Aspergillus aculeatus ATCC 16872, 507 nucleotides long. RefSeq lists its product as uncharacterized. The record is from RefSeq and is a predicted model, not a curated record. Bases 45 to 311 code for a protein of 88 amino acids. NCBI's taxonomy places the organism in Eukaryota, Fungi, Ascomycota, Eurotiomycetes, Eurotiales, Aspergillaceae. The transcript has a single exon.